Molecule: messenger RNA, 2068 nt
Organism: Manihot esculenta (cassava)
Lineage: Eukaryota; Viridiplantae; Streptophyta; Magnoliopsida; Malpighiales; Euphorbiaceae
Product: auxin-responsive protein IAA18
Exons: 5
Coding region: 852-1898 (348 amino acids)
Biological process (GO): regulation of DNA-templated transcription
Cellular component (GO): nucleus
Molecular function (GO): protein binding
Source: RefSeq, a predicted model, not a curated record
ACAAUUUAUAUUGAGUGGCGUUGUGGAGGGAGAGAGAGCUUUGUAUGGGGGAGGUGGUCAGCAACUGCACGCUUUGCUUCCUCUGAUGAACAACCUAACGUUUUUUAGAGGACCUUCUUCUGGAUUGCGUACGUUUUUGCUCUAAAUUACACCGUUUUCUGUUUUUAGGCUCUAGAGUGUGAGAGAGAUAAAGGAAUCUCUCGUAUAUAUUCUCUAUCUCUUUCUCUCUCUCUCUCUUUUAUCUGCCGCUAUUUUCAUUUCUCUGUGCUUCUGUAGUUCUUUUCUAUUACCCAAAUCACCCAUCUCUUGUCGCCUCUUGUGCCCAAAAGCAAAUAGAACCCACUAAGCGUGCCUAGAAAACAAUACAAAAGUCGCUAUUAUAUGUCUCUUUUCCUUGUCUUGAGCCUUUGAGUUGUUAAAACACUUAACCUUGUGGUUUUUCUUUCUCUCGGGUGGGGUUGGUGUAAUUAUUUCCCUGUUCUGAGAGUGAUGUGUUUAAGGAUUUUAUAGGUUGAGGCUUUAAAAGCUGGUGCUUGUGUUGGCAGCUUGAUAUCUUAAGGUUCUGUUUCAAUUUCUUACCUGUUUCUUAUUCUUUUUUAUGUUAAAAAACAUCAUUUGAGGAUGUGGGUCUUCAAGUUCUUGAGUGCUGGUUAAUGGGCUCUUAACGAAAGGUCUCGAACUAGUUUCUAUAUUUCGGUUUCAUUUGCUUCCUUUGCUCAUGAUAUGGUUUUUAAGUUAAGCUUUGUUCAUACAUAGCGUUAGAAACCUCUAGCUUUUGCUUGCUUUCCACAACUCCUGCUUCUUUUUGUUGUUAAAAGUCAAAGAAGAAAGUGAUAUUUAGCUUCUGAUCAAUGGAGGGUUGUUCAAAUAAUGGUGAGGCAUGUCCUCAGUUGCUGGAUUUGAUUCCAAGAGAAAGAGAAUGGCUAGUUAAAAGAGCUGAUGAAAGGUCCUCAGAGGAGAAGAAGCUUGAACUAAGGCUUGGUCCACCUGGUGAAGAAUGGUUUUUUGGCGAGAAUGCUUCCAAAGACGCAAAAAAUAGAGAAAGAGACGAGUCUCCUUUCUCUCUUGGAUACUUCUCCAAUGGAAACCAACAAAUCCACAAGUUUUCUUCACCUGAGAAUCUACAGCCUGGUUCUGUAUGGUUCAAUCAACAACUAUCACAACAAGCAAAGGCCACUGCUUCAUUUCUCCAGUUUCCAUCAAAAACAGUAACAACACCGCAGGGCCUGCCUGCAAUGGCGAAGGAAUCCUCACAGCCCUGUUGCACUAAAGUGGCAGUAGACUUGCAGCAGAGUGCAGAAAAGAAGGCGUUUUCACAGCCAGCUCCUGCAAAUACAGCUGUGCUCAACAGUUCUCAGAAAAGCAGAACUGCUCCUGGUCCAGUUGUGGGAUGGCCUCCAAUUCGUUCAUUCAGGAAAAAUCUUGCAAGCAGCAGCUUUUUAAAACCUGCUAUUGACUCACAAAAUGAAAGCCCAAACAAGAAGGUUGCUAGUGAAAAACCAGUUGAAACUUGCAAAAAAGGAAUGUUUGUGAAGAUCAAUAUGGAUGGUGUCCCCAUUGGAAGGAAGGUAGAUCUCAAAGCUUAUGACAGCUAUGAGAAAUUGUCCACUGCUGUUGAUGAACUCUUCAGAGGCCUCCUUGCAGCUCAAAGAGAUUCCUCUGCUGCUGGUGGAAUCAUGAACGAGCAAGAUGAAGAGAAAGCAAUUACAGGUGUAUUGGAUGGAAGUGGGGAAUAUACUCUUGUUUAUGAAGAUAAUGAAGGAGACAGGAUGCUUGUUGGGGAUGUCCCAUGGCACAUGUUUUUGUCAACGGUGAAGAGGCUUCGUGUGCUGAAGAGCUCUGAAGUUUCUGAGCUAAGCCUUGGAAGCAACAAGCAAAGCAAAGUAGCCAUGAAAUGAGAAGGAUGAAUUUUGCUGUGAAGAUGAUUCUCUUUUGAAGCUUCAAGAGAGAGAAGAGAAGACUUGAAUUUUAUUAUUGUUAUUAGUUUGGCAUUUUGUCUAUCUAUAAUAUCUGUAUGCAACUCUGCAACUCUCACAGUAUAUAUAUCUCUCUAUGCCUAGCUUUUAUA